AACUUAACCUACCUAUUGUUUCAUGUUUGUUAUCUGCGACUUCUGAUAUUCCAGUCAUAAUUAAUAAUACUCCAGCCUAAAAAGAAUAUCCUUGUAUAUUAUCUAUUUUAAUCAAGACUUCUAUGUACCUAUUCUCGUUCCCCUCAGUUAUGAUCAGUAGAUGGAUCACAGUUUCUAAAUAAAUAAAUAGACUUAAACAAUACACACAACACUAUCUAACCCCAAAGUGAGCCUAGAGCAUAGUCUGUGUCAUGGGUACUAAGAUAGUUAAUUUUAUGUCAUACUAGUGGACCCAGUCAAGCUUCACUUUGACUCAUUCACUACCCCUAGCCAAUUCUACUCCCACCCUACUAAAGCCACCCCUGCCCUACCCUACCCUUGCCCCUACCCUUUUUUGUUUACCUUUAUGUAUUAAUUACAUAAACCUGCUUGCUAUUUUAAAAUAUAUUUGCACAGAUUAUUAUUAACUAUUAAUAGUGGCCUCAGUUUUCCACUAUCACUAUGAAGUCAAUGAGAAAAAAAAAAAUUUAAAGACGUAAGUGAGUAUAUCGUGAGCAUGGAAUUUUAAAAGGAAUUAAGAGGUGACAUCCUGAAUGCUUAGUUUGGUUUAUUCAAAAGUUUUGUUUUGAUGGCACUUGAGAAUCUUCAGCAGGUGAGGCUUCUGGCAAGGCAGCAGGUCGAAUUUAAGAUACGGUUAAGUAAAAUUCCAAAAAAAAGGAAACAAUUGAUAAAGAGGACCCCUCUGCUGCAGUUUGUAAGGUGCUGACUGGACCUCGUAAGCUGUGAGCCAUCAUCAGAAUCUCUCAGCUGCUGUCAUUGUUUUGGGCAUUCUGGCAACAACAAACCUCAAUCUAUACUUGUGAAAUUCAAUGAUUGGGCUCUGAAGGAUGCAGUGUGGUCCUCUAAGACAAAACUGGAUGGCUUAGGGAUGAUUAUGUCCAGAGUUUGUCAUCAAAAAUCUGUAUAUGACCUUCCUCGUCAGAAAUUUGGAGUCACAAAGUGUUGGACCAGAGAUGGCAUCAUCAUAAUACUCAGUGACACUGGAUAACAUCUUUAGCAAAAUCAAACACUAUCCGGGCAAAGGAAGCAUGGAGUUGGUACCGCCGCCAGUGACCACUGUGCGUCCUCAAUGUAUAUCCAUAUCUCUGACACGUGAAGAAGUCAAGUUGAGCCUGUCCAAGGAUCCCUGGAGACCAGCUCGCUUGAAGAAUGAUCUCAUGGAUCUCAGUGAGGAAGAGGUUAAAACUCAGGUUCUUUAUAAAAACUUCCGUGAUAUACUAAACAAAUUCACGCUACAAAAAUUCGAUACAUGGCUGAACAGAGUGAGGGGUCUGGAGAUUACCACACAGGCGCGUCUCGAAGGGAUCGUCGAUAUAAUUUUCAAAAAAGCAAUCAAAGAGCCCAAUUUCUCUGAGGCAUACGCAAUGUUGUGCAUGAAAUUGUCUCAGUUAAAGGUACCACGUGACAACGCUUCCGACCAAUAUGUCAACUUCCGUGGACUCAUUAUCAGUAGAUGUCAGAACCAAUUCAUGAACAAGAAGAUUGACGAACAAGUAUUGAAAUUAGAAAAAGAAGUGGAAGAUUGCGACGAUCCUGUAAAGAAGAAAGAGCUUCUAGAACGGCUAGCUAAAGAGCAACGGCGCGUCAGCGACCUGUCUGUUGGAAAUGCUAAGUUUAUCGGGGAGCUGUACAAGCUGGGAAUGCUGACCAGCAAAAUUAUGACCUACUGCAUGAAAAAUCUGGUCAACGAAAUGAAUGAAGAAAAUCUAGAAAGCCUUUGCAAACUCCUUACAACUAUAGGCCAAAAGAUGGAGAACGAUUACAACCAUCUAUAUUUAAAAAAUGAACUAGAUGACAUAUUCAAGACGUUAUAUGCAAUAGAUUUUCGGAAAACAAACGGGGUCAGUAGCAGGGUGCGAUUCAUAAUCCAGGAUGUUAUUGAUCUGCGAAAUAAAUCUUGGAUUACAAAGGAUGAAAGGAUAUCCAAACAACCCAAGACGAUGGACCAGAUAAUAGAGGAAGCGGAGCAACAGAAAACAAAUAUUAAGUUCAUUAACGAUUGUCCAAGUCGAGAUGAGCGCAGAGGCAAUGUCAGGAGACAAGCCUCCAACUCAAUUAUAGGCAACCAGAACCAAUGGAAGGCUGUAACACUCAACACGCAAAAGAAUCUUAUUAGAAUUAAAUUAGCACCACCCACCUGGCGUCAUAAUGCCUCCAGAACCACCCGCGGUUCUGUGGAUACUGUUCAAAAUCCUCCAUCGCACAAUACCAACAAUAGCCGUGUCGUUUCUUCAACAUCGCGGUCCAGUUCUGGGCGCGGAAAUAUCAAUACCGCUAUCAAGCGUCCAGAAAAAACCUUGCCCCAAGAGCCACUGUCCGAGGGUAUGAAGAGGAAGGUCAAACUGCUCGUCAUGGAGAAUCUUGUCAAUCCCAAUGAUGAAGAGUUCGUGUCAGAGUUCAAGGACACAUUGCCUGGCCUGUACCACUCUGCUGCUGUCACUGAAAUUCUCAACAUCGCUCUAGAAAAAUCAACAAAAAAUGUUCAGAUUAUCGCGAAAUCUACGAAUCGCCUCAUAUCGAGUGGUACUGUUUCUGGUGAACAUUUCUUGUCUGGUGUGACUGGUAUUAUGGAGUGCGCGCCAGAUUUGUAUAUAGAUAUACCCAUGUUAUAUGAAUAUUUAGGGAAAUUCACUGCACCGCUAAUAGAAGGAAAGCACAUUACAUUUGCACAGUUAUUCGGGAUAUGUCAAAAUAUUAUAAAAUCUAAUCAUGGGCAUUUAUUCUUAAGACCUCUAAUCAGAGAUUUAAUAGAAAGUGCGGGGUCUUCUUUCGUAAAAAUGAUUUGGUCACAAAAUAGCUUGGAACUGAAACAAUGGAUCAAUGAAGAACAGAUUCCGAAAUGGCUAGAAGACAAUAAGUUCGAUUUCUUGGUGGACGACAAGGCUACCGAGGCAGAGAAACGUUUGUCUGCAAUUCAUUCAAAAUUCAUUAAAAAAACACAGAGCAUUCUCUUGCAGCUUAUGAAUUCUGAAGAAAACUGUGAAUGCAUAUUAGAAUGGAUUCGGAAUAACGUAGGUGCGUCGUCAACAGAGGAUUGGUUCAUGCGGGCUCUGAUCCAAGCGAUCUGUGAGCACGCACUGUCCGGAGACAACGCACGCUUCAGUUACGAGCGCAUGGCCCAGUACUCGCCACUCAUAAGCGAGUUUGGGCACUCUAGAGAACAGAGGGAAGCGAACUGUCUCCUCGGGAUCCAACAGUUAAUGCUUCAGCUCCAGUAUCCUCCAGGUUUAGCGAUAGAAAUAUUCCAAUUUCUGCUCGAGCAAUACAUAAUAUCCGUGGAAGGUUUCACUGCGUGGGAAGUGUCAGAAUUGGAGCCGGAAGGCAAAGAAAUGAUGCUGAGAGCAUUGAAACCAUUCUUCACCAACAUCAGGGAAGCGACGGAAUCCAGCGACGAGGAGUGAGGAGGCUAUUGUCUCCUCAUUAGUCCAUCCAGUGUUUUAACUAAAACACUGAGAAGAGGGAACUAACUUAAUUGUAUGUGGUUACUUUAAAAAUUCUUUUUAGUUUGAGAGAGGGGGGUUUCAAAUACUAAUAAAAUAUGUUAUUCUUAAAUAUUUGAUAUAUUUUCCAAUAAAUGUUAUAAUUAAAGUUAAGUUUUUUAAAAAUAAAAAAGAAUAAUUGCCAUA
This is a messenger RNA of Bicyclus anynana (squinting bush brown), 3686 nucleotides long. Its product is annotated as eukaryotic translation initiation factor 4 gamma 1-like. The coding region runs from base 1089 to 3461 and encodes 790 amino acids. The transcript has 15 exons. NCBI's taxonomy places the organism in Eukaryota, Metazoa, Arthropoda, Insecta, Lepidoptera, Nymphalidae. Gene Ontology annotation, molecular function: mRNA binding; protein binding; translation initiation factor activity. Gene Ontology annotation, cellular component: eukaryotic translation initiation factor 4F complex. The record is from RefSeq and is a predicted model, not a curated record.